Messenger RNA from Planococcus citri (citrus mealybug), 1169 nucleotides. RefSeq lists its product as uncharacterized. The coding region runs from base 597 to 992 and encodes 131 amino acids. Lineage: Eukaryota; Metazoa; Arthropoda; Insecta; Hemiptera; Pseudococcidae. The record is from RefSeq and is a predicted model, not a curated record. The transcript has 2 exons.
ACAAAAGCAUCUGCUGGUUCGAAUUUUGAAACAGGUUCACAUUCUCAAUCUAGAAGAUUCUAAUUACCCCUACGGGUUGAAAACUUGUUCGAAAGGACAUUUUCGAGUUAAUAAAUUACCCUAAAAAGUUGCUCUUACAUUGUAGCUGCUGCAGAUGCACCUUGAGACGUAUUUCGUGCUUCGAUUGAAGAUGAGGCCGAUAAACACGUAAAAUGCGUCAGGUCAAAUCUAGUUUUGCUCGAGAAGAUGCUGCGUGCGAGAUCACAACUGUAAUAGGCCUACGUUUUUUUGUUUUUUUUUCUCUACUCAAAGGAUUAAUGACCUUCAUUUGAAUAACUGCAUCAUUUUGUUGCUAGUAGUGCAUUACCCUUCUACUUCUUUGAAGAAGCACAUUCUUUACGUAAGCCUUGCUACUCAAGCCUUGGACUUCAUUAUCGGUCACAUAAUAAAAAAAUAAGCGGAAACCCCACGUCCAUUAUACCUAUAGGUGAUUUUUUUUUCGUCGUAAGAUUAUUCAUUACUUUGUAAGUGUCAGUUGGUGACAUAUAUCGUGAUCGUGAAGUGGUAAAAUUAAUAUCAAAAAUAUACCUACAAUAAUGAAUACGGUAACCAGUUCUUUCGUGAUUUUAUCAUCUUUACUAUGCAUCGCAUACGCCUACCCUGCAAAUAUCCCAAUCGAGAGAGAUUUGAAUACCGCAGAAACAAUUUGGGAUAUAUUUAAUCAAGGAGGAAGAGGAUACAGCGGAUGGGGUACUGGAGUGCAAUCAAAUCCUGUCGUAGCAAAUCCCUACACUAGUUAUCCUACUAGUUAUGCUGCUUAUCCUACUUAUGCAACGUACGGAGUCGGAAACAACUAUUAUGGCAAAUAUCCUUCCGUAGGAUCAGUAGGAUCAGUGGGCUCUGUAUAUCCUGGUUACGCUAGUGGAUUCCCAACUUAUGAAAAUUAUGCCGUUCACGGAGGUCACGGAUUUGGAAAAUACGGAAAAUAUUAAAUUAUAAAUGAGCCAAAAUGAUAUUUCAAGUUUUUUUCCCUUAAUUUUUCGAUACCUCAUUUUUGUAUCAAACGUUUUUGUAUAAAAAGGUUAUAUUUUGUAUAAUCUCGUAAUUUAUAAUAUCAUUAUGUAUUCUUGAUUUUAAAAAAUGAAAUAAAUUUUUAAAAUCAAUUCUUA